This is a messenger RNA of Vitrella brassicaformis, 4504 nucleotides long. NCBI's taxonomy places the organism in Eukaryota, Vitrellaceae. The record is from the annotation of a GenBank genome assembly.
CGACAAACGGCACCACAGAACACCCACCCCCGUCGUAAACCAUGAAAGUGCCACCGACUCUUGCCCGGGGCAUUGUGCGAGCAUAUGGGAGGAAGGCUUUGCGGCCAGUGCUCAGCAGCUUAGGCACCUGGAACCAAGGCAGGCAUCUGACCACCAGCAGCAGAGCGCUGGCGGCAAAGAUGAGUCCAGCUGAGGUACGUGAGGAUGUUUGCAGUGAGAUCCGAUCUUCCUCAUGGGUUGAUUUCCCUUCCUCCCCCGGUGUGUCUGCUUUUCCAUAGUUGACAAAGAUCCUGCAAGAGCGCGUGGAGAACUUUUCCGAACAGGUGAGUUGCAGAGUCUAUGAGGGCUUGUUUUCGAAGGAACUUCGUUCUUUGUUGUCUUUUUCUGUGCCCUUGCAUGGCGCUCACUCACAGCAAGCGGUUGAUGAGGUGGGUCGUGUGUUGUCUGUUGGUGAUGGCAUUGCCCGCAUCUACGGCCUCAAGAAUGUGCAAGCCGGCGAGAUGGUCGAGUUCAGCUCCGGCAUCAAGGGCAUGGCACUCAACCUGGAGACAGACAACGUCGGCGUCGUCAUAUUCGGAGACGACAGGUGGGUGGGUGGGUGGGUGGGUUGGUACUUGCGGGCGCCAUGAAGACAGGCAGACAGGCAAACAGGCAGACAUGCAGACAUGCAGACAGAGGCAGACAGGUGCCGUCCAUACAAGAGAGCUGGCCAAAGUGGUCCCCGGGGGGCGGUAGCGUAGCGUAGCGUAGGGUAGCGGCGUGCCUAAAGACUGAAUGCAGGUGCGGUCGAUUCGGAGGCGCAUGCUGCUUUCGUGUGUUGUGUUGUGCUGUGUACAUCCAGGGGCAUAUUGGAGGGUGACACUGUUAAGCGUAGUGGCGCUAUUGUGGAUGUGCCCUUCGGUGAGGAGCUGCUUGGGCGGGUGGUGGACGCCCUUGGGAACGCCAUCGAUGGGAAAGGUAGGAAGGUGGGCGGGGCGGGAUCGACACCCACCGAUGGAUGAGACAUCCACCUAAGAGAGAUGUGGGCAACAGAUAGAUAGGUACCUCCCGGUUUCUUGGAUCACUCACUGAUUGUGUCCUCAGGACCCAUCAAGACUGCAAGGCGCCAGCGUGUCGAGGUAUGUACAUAAGGGGGAGGGAGGGAUGGUGCACGGGGCUGGCUGGCUGAAAACGCCGCGAGCAAGCGGCAGGCCGGUCGAUAGAUAAUUGUUUUGUGGUUGCUGUUCAGCUCAAAGCGCCUGGCAUCAUACCUCGGAAGUCUGUGCAUGAACCGAUGGCCAGUGGCUUGAAGUGCGUCGACUCACUGGUAGGCAUACAUACACAACACGUACACAGCAAACACGUGCGCGCAAUGCAAUGAGCCGACGAAUGAAUGAACCAACUGAUGAAUGAAUGAGUUAAUGAGUGUGGUUGGUUUGCCUUGGUACACGUACCAUACGUAUGGCGCGCCACGUGUCUGCAGGUCCCAAUCGGUCGAGGCCAGCGCGAGUUGAUCAUCGGAGACAGGCAAACAGGCAAAACCGCCGUGGCAAGUGAGCUGGACCCACCACAUGGCUUUUGCUGCACAGUCGACAACCAUUGGCCUCUCCUGUUGUUCUUCCUUUGGUGAUGAUUCUGUGUCGUUUCAGUUGACACGAUCAUCAACCAGAAACAGUAUGUUGUGUGGCUCGGCGGACUCUGAUCAAAUCACUCGACGAUGGGUGCACUUAUGUCUGGGUAUGUCAACGAUCAGAUACAACGAAGGCGCCGAUGAAUCGAAGAAACUUUACUGUGUGUACGUCGCCGGUACGUCAAACACCGCACACAUACAGACAGACAGACAGACAGAAGGGGGUGCGGCUGUAAAUGACGACCUUAUACACAACUUGUCUGUUCUGGACUGCACUGCACUACGCUGUGUGUGUGUGUGUGUGUGUGGUUUCGCCCUGCCCUCCCUUACUUGAUCCAGUGGGCCAGAAGAGGUCGACUGUCGCACAGAUCGUCAAGGUGAGUGGCUCGGCGGGCAGACAGCGUACAAAGCAUAGCUAUUUUCCACGCCAGACGACCAGGCCACGGUAAAUGUUUGUUUUCUGUCUGUCUGUCUGUCUGUCUGUCAGGUUUUGGAGCAGCAUGACGCGUUGAAGUAUUCGAUCAUCGUGGCUGCGACUGCCUCGGACGCCGCCCCUCUGCAAUUCCUGGCCCCGUACAGUGCGUGUGCCAUGGCUGAGUACUUCAGGGACAACAAAAAGCAUGCCCUCAUCAUCUAUGACGACCUCUCCAAACAAGCCGUCGCAUACAGACAAAUGUCCCUCCUACUGCGGUACCGACGCACGCACGCACGGACGCACGGGGGCGGCACGGGGCAGCCAGGGGCUGCCCGAAUGUAGACCAAUGGAUAGAUAACUAUAUGGCGACACACACACACAGACAUACCAGACCAGACGAGACCGACACCACCCUCACUGAGUUGGGCAUGGAUGGUGUGCUGUGUUGUGUUGUGUUGUGUUGGCUGACUUGCCGCUGCCUGCGUCUUUUGUUUCUUCAGACGACCCCCAGGUCGUGAAGCGUAUCCAGGUGAUGUCUUCUACCUCCACAGCCGGUACGUACGUGAAGACAUACAGACCUCACGACAAGCACACGGCAAACUGUGUGUAACCUGUGUGUUGUGUCUUUUGACGUCGCUGGUAUGUCACCAGGCUGCUGGAGCGUGCGGCCAAGAUGAGCGAUGAAAAGGGGGCGGGCUCUCUUACAGCAUUGCCAGUCAUCGAGACGCAAGCAGGUACGUCCCUUCGUACGUACGGCAGGCCGGCAGGGGUUGAGGUGUCGGCCCGUGGGGUGUGGGGUUGGGUGCAGGCGAUGUGUCUGCCUACAUCCCGACCAACGUUAUUUCCAUCACCGAUGGACAGAUUUUUCUCGAGGUGAGUUUUCGCCUAACCGCCCACUCACCGUGCUUGCGAAGUACGAGCAGUGAACACGUGCGUGUGUCGGGCUCCUGUCUGUCUCUUUGGGCCUUGCCGGCUAUGUGUGUACGUGGCACGGUACAUCCGUUGUCUCCUCCAUCCAUCAGUCGGAGCUGUUCUACAAGGGUAUCCGGCCAGCGAUCAACGUGGGCCUCUCCGUCAGUCGGGUGGGCUCAGCAGCGCAGAUCAAGGCCAUGAAGCAGGUCGGUCGGUAGCCAUUCGGCCGAUGCAUGUCGAUACCAUAGCGUACACGUUGGCCGCUUGGUUCGUUGUUGAUGCGAUGCACUCGGUGUGUUGGUUGGCACAGGUGGCUGGCACCAUGAAGCUGGAGCUUGCUCAAUACCGUGAGGUGGCCGCCUUCGCACAAUUCGGGUACGCAUGGACGAACCCAUCCCAUCCUCAACCAGACAGAGAGGACACGGGAUGCAGGGAGCGGCCCGGGUGCUGCGUUGCCUGUCGGUUCAUUCGCUCUCUCACUCUGUGCGAUCAGUUCGGAUUUGGAUGCGGCAACCCAGCAGCUGCUGACCCGUGGCGGUGUGCUGACUGAGCUACUCAAGCAGAAACAAUACGUGCCGAUGAAGACAGCCAUGCAGGUACGUGAGUAUGUAUGUAUGGAUGAAUUUGGGGGCUCAGUGAGAACACGUCACUCCUUUCUCGGCCUCCCUGCCUACCCUGGGCCUCUCACUCAUCUGGUGCGUGUGUGUCUCUCUUCUCGCCUGGCUGGCUGGGGGGCCCGUCUAACAGGUGGUGGUCAUCUUCGCCGGUGUCAGGGGCUUCUUGGACGUGAGCAGCCCAAGAAGACGUCCAUCAAAGUGAAUGAAUGCAUGUCGUCUGCUAUCCCUUUCUGCAUGCAGAAGCUGGAACUGAAGGAAAUCGGACGGUAUGUGUGUACGUCUGCCUUGAAGUGCCCUCCCGCCCCUCCAUUUAUCUUAUCUGCGCGCCUUGUGUGGCGGGCGUCCUGGCUGCGGUGUCUAUCGUCUGUCGUUGCAGCUUCGAGCAGCUGUACGUGCCCUUUAUCGUGGAGAAUCACAGCGACAUCCUGCAAGCCAUCGAAAAGUAGGCAUGCCAACGGACCGGCCCCUUUCUUGGCUGAGCCGGCACCACCCCACCCCCUCCACUCCACUUGCAAGCUGACGUUGAUGGAUGGAUGCAAUGGCACCGCACUCACGCGUGUCGCCUGUCUGUCUGUCUGUCUGUCUGUUCGUCUGUCUGUGUUUCAGAGAGCGGGUGAUAUCCGAGGAGACCGAGCAGAAGCUGCGAUCAGCCAUAGAGAAGUUUAUGAACAUGUAUGAGUUUGCGACCGUCGCGUGAGGCUUUUCCCGAGCGGGGGAAACAAACAAAGAGGCAGGGACGGCACUUAGUCUUGUGUUUCUGUUUGUCUGGGGAGUGCGGUGUGAGCAUCGCCACAUUCUACGCAUUCUACGCGGGAUGGACGGACGGACGAAACGAGUGGUUUACACGCACGGUCAGGCAGGCAUUUGCCGAUGAGCAAAUGCAUCUAGCUAUCUGUCCAUUGAUCUAUGGGAACGCUGUUUGACUCGUCCAGACUAUUUAUCAUUUCUUCG